AUGUAUGCCCAACUUUUCUGGACAUAUGUCAACCUGGUGGCUAACUCAUCAAGAGAGGAUUUUUACGCCCGAAAAAGGGUCGGUGUCGAAAACGAGGCUUUCGAUGUGGAGAAUGAGAGUUAUUAUUACAUCGACUGGGUGAGUUCGCUAGUUUUUCCCGGGGUCGAUAGGGAGCAAGAGAUGGCAGCCAUGGUUUCGGCUUUGGCUCGUGUGGUGGCCGGAGAUGUGGCGGCCGAUGGCAGCUGUUCUUCGUCUCCAUGCAGCAAAAGGGCACGUGAUGAUGAUUGUUCUGAAAAUUAUACUGAUUUUGCCAUUGGGAGUUCUUCAAACUUGGGACCAUCAUCAUCUUUAGAGACCAUCAAUUCAAGUCAAAUCAGGUCAACCAUCAUAACCUCACCAAACUCGAUCUACACUUACACUCCAACUCAUCCUCAAGAAGCCGAAAACGCCUCGUCAAGAGGGAACCGAAAGUACAGGGGCGUGAGGCAGAGGCCGUGGGGCAAGUGGGCAGCCGAGAUUCGGGACCCGAACAAGGCUGCCCGUGUCUGGCUCGGCACCUUCGACACGGCCGAGGCCGCUGCCCGAGCAUACGACGAGGCUGCCCUCCAUUACCGGGGCAACAAGGCCAAGCUCAAUUUUCCCGAAAAUGUUCAGCUCCUUCAUUCUAACGACCGGCUGCCCGUUGGCAACACGGUCUCGACUCCUGCAGAGCAUCGGGGGCAAUUUGGUAAUAUUGGGUUUCAGGGGCAGUUUAGUAAUUUUGACCUAGGGCGCGCGGGGCCUGAGUUGAUGAUGGGUUAUGAUACUUCCAGCUUCCAAUCUUAUGGGCCUGAGUUGAUGAUGGGUUAUGAUACUUCCAGCUUGCAAUCUUAUGCACCGGCGGCCGAUGCUUAUCGUGUGGAUUUUCCGGCAGCUGAGCAGCCACCUGAGGUGGAUGUCCGGCGGGCGAGCCGGCGAGGUUUUUCGAGGAUGGUUACCCAUCAUCAGACUUCAACUUCUGGAUGA
Striga hermonthica is the source of this 1005-nucleotide messenger RNA. The record is from the annotation of a GenBank genome assembly. Lineage: Eukaryota; Viridiplantae; Streptophyta; Magnoliopsida; Lamiales; Orobanchaceae.